CGCACCUUCCGCAGCCGCUGCCCUCGUGGAGGACGCACCUGAGAACCGGGAGCGGAGCUGGACAUGGACUCAGUGGUCUUUGAGGAUGUGGCUGUGGACUUCUCCCCAGAGGAGUGGGCUUUGCUGGAUCGUGCUCAGAGGAAGCUCUAUAUAGAAGUGAUGCUGGAAACCUUCAGGAACCUGGCCUCAGUAGGAGAAAACUGGAAAUGCCAUGGCAUUGAAGGUCAUCCCAAGAACCAGGGGACACGUUUGAGAAGUCAUGUGGUGGAGAUGUCCUCAGAAAGUAAUGAAAGUUAUCAAUGUGGAGAAAUCCUCAACCAGAUUCCAAAAUUUAAUGUGCACAAGAGACUUUCUACUGGAGUAAAAUCCUAUGGAAAAAAUAAGCUUGAAAAAGCCAUCAUGGAUCCUUCCUCCCUAAAGAGUCAAACAGCAUCACCUCAACACAGACAAAAGCCCUAUCAGUGUUUCUUGGACCGAUUUUGAUUUGGAAUCUGGCAGAAGCUUCCUUCACAAUCACCACCUUUACCACUUUUACAGAGUCUGACCACCAUUCGCUUUCUGCUGAAAAUGGGAAGCACAUUGUUAAUGGCUUGUGUAUUAAUAGCUUUUCUUAGUAAUUAUUAGUGAGUACUUAAUGUUUAUUAAUGAGUAUUAGCAGUACACGCUAACUAUUUUCUGUGUAA
This is a messenger RNA of Cynocephalus volans (Philippine flying lemur), 683 nucleotides long. Its product is annotated as zinc finger protein 564-like. NCBI's taxonomy places the organism in Eukaryota, Metazoa, Chordata, Mammalia, Dermoptera, Cynocephalidae. Bases 64 to 483 code for a protein of 139 amino acids. The record is from RefSeq and is a predicted model, not a curated record. The transcript is spliced from 5 exons. Gene Ontology annotation, biological process: regulation of DNA-templated transcription.